GUUACUGACAAACCAAGAAACCCAAUCAACCAAAUCAACAUGAAGUUCCUCGUCUGCUUGGCUCUCUGCAUUGCCGCCGCCCAGGCUGGUUAUAUCGCUUCUCCAGUGGCCACUUAUGACGCCACUUACUCCGCAGCAGCUCCUUUGGCCUACACCGCACCUGUGGCCACCUAUGCCGCUCCUGCCUACUCCACCUAUGCCGCCGCCGCUCCUGCCUACACCGCCUACAGUGCUCCAGCUUAUACCGCUCCGGUGACCACCUAUGCCGCCAGUCCCGCCUUCGCCGCCCCCAUCACCACCUACGCUGCUCCGGCUGUGGUCAGCUCCUUCCUGAAGAAGAAGUAAACGAGUCUCGCCUGCUGUACUUAUUGACCUAAUAAAACGAUUAAAUAGAGAACAAUAAAAAGACAUUCAAAUCAAA
Molecule: messenger RNA, 421 nt
Organism: Drosophila elegans
Lineage: Eukaryota; Metazoa; Arthropoda; Insecta; Diptera; Drosophilidae
Product: pupal cuticle protein C1B
Exons: 1
Coding region: 40-345 (101 amino acids)
Source: RefSeq, a predicted model, not a curated record